GUUCGUGGGGAGCCUCUGCCCACAUCCAGCAAAAACUCUCGGGCCGGCCCUGUCCAUGGAUCAUUCAGACAGCAUUAAAGCAGCAGCAGCAGCAGCAGCAGUAUCCUGAUCUGGAUGCUGCGCUUUAUUCCUGAAAUCCGCGUGUCCUGCCGGAGCAAAACAACGCAUCUCAUGUAGGAGAUCUCCAUCCCGCACGGUUAUCCCGCAUAUCGCCUGUUAGUCACACGGCUGGACGCUUGAACGGAACGGGGCUGCGGGGCAGAAUGAGGAUCGGCCUCGGUGUCAUCCCGCAGCCCGAACCUGCAUGCUCGGGGCUUUCUGGCCUCAGCGAACCGAUUUUGUUCUGAACCAGACGCCCUUGGAUUUGUUAACGGAUUCCAACAUGAGCUUUCCCUCGGCUUGACUGGAACAAUGCGAAAGGAAGUGCGGCGGAGGAGGAUCGACGCGGUUUCCGAAAAAAACUACGAGCAAGGAGAUGCUCCACAGGGCGUCUGCUGCCCGCCAGCUCCGGGAGAGAUGAGUUUACAAAUGCUACCAUAGAUUAUGCGCUUUUUAAUUUGAAUCAAGGCUGGAGUUGAUAAGCAGACACACACACACACACACACACACAGAGAAAAAAACAAAAAACAGAUGUAGAUGGUGAUGCUGGGCUUCAGUGACGGCCGGGACGAGCUGCUGUGGAAAACACGGAGACAUGACAUGCAAUGCACAAGAAAGAAAAGGAAGAGGAUUCUUUAAAUCGUUUCUUUUUUAAAGGGAGUCCGCAACAGGCUUCAGCAAACCCCCCUCCUCCUCCUUGCACACUGGUUUUGGAGCAUUGACAGCUGUCAGCACCGUCCACAUUCAUUGCUCCCUGCUUUAUUUCUAUGUGAACAACCAGGUGCAUCGAGUGUAUUUCAUGUAGACUGCAUCAGACGGGGCCUAGUGUGGAAGGACAAGCAAGCCCCACAGCAGGAUCAGGAGGUGAGAGGUAAUACACCAACAAAGGGACCCUGCUCGAAAUGGGGCGAUGUGGAUUGAGGUCUUCCUGUUCCUUGUGAACUGCACAAAGGAAGCAACCACGAGGACGAAGGAACGACUACCAGGAGGAGGUGGUGGAGGAGUGGUGGCUUUGGUGUCUGAAAAAAAGGUGGUAUGGGUGGGGGGGCAUUUGGGAUGGCGAAUGGAAAUGAGAGCAGUGAAGGGCCUGUUGGGCCAAUGGCAGCGGUGGUGGCUACCACAGGAGGUAUGGUAGCAGAGAGUCCUUCCUCAGCUAUCUCUACCUAUAUCAAACUGGUGCUACUGGGGCUGAUCAUCUGCAUCAGCCUAGUGGGCAACUUGGUGGUGUCUCUGCUCGUCCUACGAGACCGGGCCCUGCACAAGGCACCUUAUUACUUCCUGCUGGACCUAUGUCUGGCAGACACCAUUCGCUCAGCCAUCUGCUUCCCCUUUGUGCUGGUUUCUAUAAAAAAUGGCUCAGCCUGGACCUACAGCGUGCUGAGCUGCAAGGUGGUGGCCUUCAUGGCAGUGCUCUUCUGUUUCCAUGCCGCCUUCAUGCUGUUCUGCAUCAGUGUAACACGCUACAUGGCCAUUGCACACCACCGCUUUUACUCAAAACGCAUGACAUUCUGGACAUGUGUGGCAGUGGUGUGCAUGGUGUGGACACUGUCUGUAGCAAUGGCUUUCCCGCCUGUUUUUGAUGUGGGCACCUACAAAUUCAUUCGCGAGGAGGACCAGUGCAUAUUUGAGCAUCGCUACUUCAAGGCUAAUGAUACACUAGGCUUCAUGCUAAUGCUGGCUGUGCUAAUUCUAGCCACACACGUUGUUUACAUGAAGUUACUCCUUUUUGAGUACAAGCACCGUAAGAUGAAGCCAGUCCAGAUGGUGCCAGCCAUCAGUCAGAACUGGACCUUCCAUGGGCCAGGGGCUACUGGCCAAGCGGCAGCCAACUGGAUUGCGGGCUUUGGCAGGGGUCCGAUGCCACCCACUCUGCUGGGAAUACGGCAGAACUUGCACAACCAGAACCGGCGCCUGUUGGGCAUGGAGGAAUUCAAAGCAGAGAAGCAGCUUGGUAGGAUGUUCUAUGUGAUCACUCUGCUUUUCCUGGUGCUCUGGUCUCCCUACAUAGUGGCUUGCUAUUGGAGGGUGUUUGUCAAGGCUUGCACAAUACCACACCGGUACCUCUCUACUACCGUGUGGAUGAGUUUUGCCCAAGCCGGGGUCAACCCUAUUGUCUGUUUCUUCCUUAACAAAGACUUGAAGAAAGGGCUCCUUUCCCACCUACCAGCCUGCUGCAGGACUAAACCUCAUCUGCCACGAGAGCCUUAUUGUGUCAUGUAAGCAGAAUUGAUGAUCUAAACAUGGAGGAAAAGGGACAUAUUGUGGGAGUGUUUACUUGAGUUAUUGUGGCUUUUGAUUAAAUGCAAGCUACUUUUAAGCAGUGGGUGUAAACUAGUGAGUGUAAUGGUAAGGCUGGAAUGGUAAGCUUGUAUUUGCAUCUACCAACCCCUUUUCAUUAGAAACAACACGAUACAUAGAGUCAGACUCAAGUAUUAAUGCAGUCAUUGUGAAAGAAAAAAGCCACCAACAAAUUACAUAAACUUAAAAGUGGUCAAUUAAAAAAAGUCUUGGGUGUUUGAGGAUGUUUGAGUUGUUUUGAGGGCAAAAAAGAAAAACAUAAAAAAAUGUUCUUUCCCUCAUGGCUCUUUAUAUAGGACAGUGGAGAGACGAGGGGGUAAUGAGGGACUUCCAUGAGCUCACCUUUAAGAUUUUUUGACACUACACUCUCCCAACGCAAAGACAGUCUCUUUCUACUCAGUUAUUCACCCAUUCGAAGAAAUGGCUGUGCAAAUUUAAAGUGGGGGAUCAGUUCCAAUUAUUAUGUAUAAUGUUCCAAUGUGACAUAAAAAAUGAUCUAAAAAUCAAAUGAGGAACACUGCAUUCACGAAUUAGAGGAAAUUAAAGGUGGCCUUAAAGAGUUUAGGAGUUUAUGACUUCGUGCUGGUGAGAUGGUUUAAAGUGUUUAAAGUUUGUAAUGAAAUGUAAAUUCCCAUGAAUGCCCUUCACUGAGUCAGAAACAUGAAACACAUGUAACAUGAGGUUUCUGGUGUCUGAACACCAACAAGUGCUGUGCACCAUCCUUUAUGACUACGAUGAUGUAUUUCCUUUGAUUUCCUCUGUUAUCCAUGUUUCUCUAUCUGUGACUCAUUGACAGCAGACACAUCACACAUGUAUGUUUUUAAUUCUGAAGGCAAAAGAUAAGACCUGACCAGUUCAGAGGUUUCUCACUAACAGCAGCUGUCUACAUAUUUUUCCACAAUACAGUGAAACACAGUGCCCAGUUGCAUAAAAUACUUCUCUUACAAAGUCAACUUUCUUACCUGAUUAUUGAGUGUACAGCUAGGGUCAAAUAUCACCUGCCACUGGCUACCUAAUGCACUAAAUAAACUUUAUGACAUCUUGUCUGCCUAAAUGUUUUAGAAUAAAUAAAAAAACAACUAUGUUAUGUAAUAGAUCAGAGAAAUGUGAGCACAGCAUCUCAAUCAUGCCGCUUUCUCCUCUCAGUUAUCUUCAUGUGCUCAGUCUAACAGAACAGCUUGUGUUUCAUGAAAUUCACUUUUGAACGGAUGCAAAUGUCUGCAUUUGACAGUUGAAUUUCAAUUUUUAUUCAUUUUACUUGUUUGCUACACUUUUCCUUCUGCUGGCAUUCAUUAUUCAGACAAUGUGCCGCAUCCAGCCAUUAAAACCAUGCUUGUAAUUCCCAACAACUGUUGGCAGUGUUGGAGAGUAAAGUCACACGGUGAUAUCCUGAUAGAGCCAAUAUUUUGGACUCUCUGUUCCCUCAAAGGUCAGCAGUCAGGACAGUUUUUCUUUCUAUGUGUCAAGUUCACUAACACUGAACUCAAUACAAAACAUUUGUUUGAUUGACUUUGCCUGCAUAUGUAGAUGUAUGUAUGUCAAAUUCAAUAAUAAAAAAAAACAUUCAGCUGUUUAAAUGCUGGGGUUACUGGGCCUCUCAUAUUCUGUCAGUUAUGUGAGCAUGUGAUUGUACCUGUCAGUGGCUGGAAUCACAACUGACUUAAUACUACUGACUUACUGUUACUCACCACAGAGUAAUUAUGAAGUGUUUAUUAUUAACGCCAGAGAGGAUGAGGAAAAAUGAGGAUUUCUUAUUUCUGAGAUGGACUACCCUGUGCUGCAAGAGAGAAAUGUGUUGAUAAUAACAAUAAUUAAGUAUUUGAAGUAAGAAGGUGGCGUGACAUAACAGGCAGGAGAAGACUCUACAGCCGUUCAUUGAAAAUUGUGAUCAGUAAUGGUAGCCUAAAGCAUUUUACUGUCAUUGCUUGUGUUUGGUUUGGACAAAACUACAAAGGACAAAUCAUAAGUUACAUCUGUGAAACAGGUUUUACUGAAAAGGGACUAUGCAACUGGGCACUCAUAACUCAUAACUGUAUGCAUGAGGGUUUCUUUCAGCCUCAUCAUUUGCUCCAUGUAAAAAAUAGUUCAUAUCGAGUCAAAUGUAACAACAUGCAGACUGGACUGUCAUCGUGAGCAGACUGGAGCUUUGGGUUACAGCACCAAAAAGGAGGGGGGACUCUCCUCAUUCACAACAAGCUUUUGUCUGCUCAGUCGUCAGGAUUCUUUUGGUAUCAUAACAGCCUUACAUACGUUGGUGUCACUGCUAGAAAAUGAGCUUUACGCAUCCAGCCACCUGUUAGAAAUUAAAUUAGAAAUGUCCAAAGAGAGAUACUAAGUCAUUAAAAAAAAAGAAAAAGAAAUCAUGAAAUCCUGAGUUGAAAUGGACCUUCUAAAUUCUGAGAUAAAGUCAACUGUUUUGAUUUGUUUUUUUGUUUUUUUAUGUCAAAGUUAUUAAUGAUGAUUACGAGUAACGUAAACAGUACAACGCAUUCCCAUCACAACAUGGAGCCAAGAUGAAAAUAAAAAAGAUUUCUUUCAACACCCUUGUGAGAUUACAAGAUAAAUCUGGUAUCAAUAUCAAUUUAUUAAUUGAUAAAAUAACUGAGAAAUGACACUCAACAUCAUCAUUACUUGAAACAGUGAAAAGCACUGAAGGCAUGAAAAUGCAGCAGAAGGCACAUGUACUGCUUUACUUUUGCACAAAUCUAGAUCAAUAUGAUCAACUGUGCUUUUUUUUCUUCUUUCUCUGAAAAUGAAGUGUAAGUUAAAGUGGAGUUUAGGUGGGAGUAAAGGACGGGGCACAGAGAUUGUAAUUUGUCAGUGAAUGUCUGAAAACAUGACACAGUCCUUAGGAUUAAGGGGAAAUAGUGUGUUUGGGGCUGUGAGGUGCCCCCUUGUCUCUGAUGCGGCAUUCCUGAAACACCCGACAACAGCAUGCCACAGAGAAUCGCUAAUCUUGUUUUUAUUUUCAGAAUUAUGGCCUUACUCCAUAAAAACGUCAAAACAAUGCAACAAAAAGUAGACAAAUGUCUCUUCUGUAUGCGCUGAAGUCAUUCAAAAGGAGGAAACAGAAUACAGUGUACACUAGUGACAUUUGGAAGACUUGUUGCUCUUCCCAUCAAAACCUGGAGGUCAUGGACGGAUGACGGGUCAUGGCGGCGAAAAGAGAACAUUGAAAGUAGUACAAGUGACUUUUCUAAUGCAAGACUGGUGAUCUGAGUGAACCCCGCUCUGGAUUUUUUUUUGUGGGAUUGUUUUUCUCAGUUGAUGUCCUCUCGGAUGUCAGCCUAAAGAAUGAAGGAAAAACGACUGGUCUUUCCAUUUUCAUUUCUGAGACAAAGCCAGAGAAAAGUGUGGAUUCUGAGUUGAUGCUGGAGGGGCAUGACAGUGCUUUUUUAGUUGCCUCAGGCAGAUUAUCUUUUGUAAAUUUACUGUGUCCGCUGUACUAUUUAGUGUGUAUUAUAUUGACAGCAAACCAACUUUGAAAUGCAAAGGAAGAGUUCCUGAUCAUCGCAUUUUUACUGUGUGUGUGCGUGUGUGUGUGUGUGUGUGUUUCUAUUGGCAGGUAUGAAUGUGUGUAUGCCUGAUGAUGGUUACAUGGAUGAGACAGGAAAGUGAGAGGGAAAAUACUGACUAGAUACAUAUUGCAUUUUGAAGAUAUCAUUCCUGCAAAUGCUUCCUCAGUAUUUCUCAUGUCAACCCUUUUCCUGACACAAAGAUCUGAAUGUGUUUUCAGAUCAAUGAAGUUUACUCAAAAUCCCUUUUGUAAAACAUGUAAUAGAUGAUUAUUAAUUGGACUGGAUUUUUUUUGUACAUAUUUAGGGAUAAUGAAGGUAAAACAGCUUGAGAUCAAACAUCCAGACUGGCUUCAUGUGACUGCAUACACUGGCCUCUCUCUGAAUGUUUCAUUGAAGAAUUAAUACAUCAAUAAAUUUGUAUGUCAACGAUGAAUAACCAAGAAUUGUACAUACAAAACACUUUGCUUUGACUUCAGAUCAGCACUCAAAUUGUUAUUCUCUUUAAAGGAUAACACCAAAUUAUUCAGCUUGGGUCUUCUCCAUCAUUCCUAUCAAUAAUAAUAACACUGAGAUGUGUGAACACAGUAACCUCUGAAGAGUCAAGACACACAUAAGCAGUCAGAAGAUCAGGUUAACUGGAAGAUGAAUCAUUAAAUUAUAAUGCAAACUGUGUGUCGUAAACAUCCAUCACAGACCCACUUCCUGCCACGACUUUGACCCCAAGUUGUGCACAAUUUGCCUGUUGACUGAUUAUUACUGACAUUUUGGAUGCACUUGCCUUCAGUUUGACAUGCAAAUAAAGUGGUUGAGGUUAUUUGGAUAAUUUUGGUUGUAGCAAUGUCACCACGUUCCCUAAGACCUAAGCAGUGGAAAUAGAAAUGAUGGCUGACAUUACAAAGAAAUAAAACCCAAGUUAUGAUAAAGUGGAAUUAUCCUUUAAUGUUUUCCUUUCAUCUCAAAGAUUGGCUCUAUAGUUAUGGCCUGGUCACACCAGACAUAAGCAGCUGUGAAGCUUGUGUUGGACAUAAAGUAAAGCAUUCAUUGACAACCUACAGUUACACAGUGCACGAUCCUGUAUCACAAAAUAUCCAGAGAUCAUUUUUACUGCAGGUUCUAUGCUGAUAGGAUCAUUUUAUAAAAGAUAGCCUGGAGCUCCCUAAAGAUAGUAUUUUCUUGUGUACAAGAAAUAAAAUUUAGAUUUUUAAAAACGAAAUCAUCUUUGUAGGCCAGACUCUGCAGUAUGAUGGCCCUCUGCAAGAACAGCUCAAGUCAAAGACGGUGUGGCUACAGAUCUAAACUUGCUUCUUUACAGAAGUGGAAUUUAUUAGUUGUAAUGAUUGCAUCUAAAUAAACAGAACUUUAAAGCUCUUACACGUGACAUCCAGUUAUGCUGUCGUGAAUGCUGGUGUGACUGAGCCCAGGCAGUAAAAACAGAAAGAUACCAGUUUGAAGAGUGAAUGUCCAAAUCAGUCUUUGGUUGUUCUGCUGUGUUACUUUCACAUGGCAAACACAUUCACAAUGACAAGAUAUCACAGCAGCUAUAUACAGUAUAUCUUUGGGAAAAGGUCAAAAUAUUACAGUGUCUUAAAGAGGGUGCCAGGCCUAUGAAUUCUCCAGUUUCAUUUUAGUCAGUGCAUCCUGAAGUCAAAAAAUCAUGCAGAAAAAUACCAAAAUGUUUGAUGAAUGUGAAAGGAAUUUCUUCUGACCACCGAAAGUCAUGGAUGCAAGUCAGAUGCUGCGGUUUCCCUUUGUUCUGUAUUAUUAAAAAAAAGUGGUUGAGCUAUUA
Molecule: messenger RNA, 7701 nt
Organism: Larimichthys crocea (large yellow croaker)
Lineage: Eukaryota; Metazoa; Chordata; Actinopteri; Sciaenidae
Gene: gpr173
Product: G protein-coupled receptor 173
Exons: 2
Coding region: 1135-2319 (394 amino acids)
Biological process (GO): G protein-coupled receptor signaling pathway
Cellular component (GO): plasma membrane
Molecular function (GO): G protein-coupled receptor activity
Source: RefSeq, a predicted model, not a curated record